UAAGAUCAUGUGAUGUUGUUGCUGGGGCACUAUAUCAUAUUACAGCCAGAGCUUCACAACCUUUUCUCUUUGCAGUGAAGUAGCACAGCAGCAGCAGGGCUGCAUAAUUUAUCUGUAGGCAUUUGAAAAGAGCACUUUCAGUCAUGUCACUCCCAGCUGAGCAGGGGAGAAGUGCUCCAUAUGGGAACUAUAUUUGCCACACAUUUCAGGGAGGCAGCUGGGCAGACCGGUCCCCUCUCCACGAUGCUGCCUUCCAGGGACGCCUCCUCUCUCUGAAAACCUUGAUUGCACAGGGUUUCAACGUGAACCUGCUCACCACAGACCGAGUGUCAGCUCUCCACGAGGCCUGCCUGGGUGGGCACGUGGCCUGUGCCAAGGUGCUGCUGGAAAAUGGUGCCCAGGUGAACGCAGCCACCAUCGACGGGGUGACUCCGCUGUUCAACGCCUGCUGCAGCGGCAGCGCGGCCUGUGUCAGCAUGCUGCUGGAAUUCGGGGCCAAGGCACAGCUGGGGAGCCACCUGCCCUCACCCAUCCACGAAGCAGCCAAGAGAGGUCACAGGGAGUGCAUGGAGACCCUCCUGGCCCAUGGGGUUGACAUUGACCAAGAAGACCCACAGCAUGGGAGCCCUCUCUACAUGGCCUGCACCUACCAGAGAACAGAAUGUGUCAAGAAGCUGCUGGAGCUAGGAGCCAACGUGAACGUGGGGAAGCGCCUGGACACCCCCCUGCACGCGGCAGCGAGGAAAUCCAGCGUGGAGAUAGUUGUCUUGUUGAUAGACUAUGGUGCUGACCCAAAAUGCAGAAAUGCUGACCUCAAAUGUGCCCUGGAUCUUGCCACACCCCACAGCAAAGUGGAGCAGGCGCUUCUGCUUCGGGAAGGUCCUUCUGAAAUAAGCCAGUCAUUAUGUAGGCUGUGCAUCAGAAGGCACCUGGGCCGGUCGUGCCUCUGCUCAGUCCCCAAGCUGCACCUGCCUGAGCCACUGCAGAACUUCCUCCUGCAUCGAUAGCUCUGACUGCCUUGGACUGGGACAGAAAGAGGAACAAGUGCUUGUUUACUCCAAGUUUAUAUAUCAAAGGAAAAAAAAAAUCAAAGGCAUCAUUUUCUGUCUUCUGUGGCUACCAAACACUGGCUGCUAUGUUGACAGUGGAAACUGAAACACCUUUUCACAGGCAGUGAAUGGUAUCAUGGAUACAGGUCCCUCACAAUCUGUUGCCACAUGGACUCACACCAGCCUGAGAAGUUCUGGUACACCAACCAGCUCACUUGGCACGUGUUUGUAGGUGCAAAUGCAUACGUCCACUCACCCACUUACACAGAGAUUUCCCCUGCAUUUGGGGCUGUAUGUAUUUGGGCAGUAUCUGUGCAGCUUCUUUCCUUUGUCUAUCCAAUCUCAAUGUCAAAAUCAAGGCAGUGAAUAUUUUUUCUUCCAUUAUUAUGUGAAAAUGAAAGCUUUCAGUGACGAACAUCAGACGUAUACAAUUUACUGCACAUCUUUAUCAGCUUUGAUUUGCAUCCUUUCAUCUCCUUCCUGUUGUCUACUGGAGCCCUAUCAAUUUCCAGCUGUGUCUGGCUGUCCAUCCCUGAGCCCUGAGCACAGCUACUCCCAAUGCUAACACACCUUGUCCUUGGAGGUACAAGUGAUGUUGUGAAAGCAAGUGCAGGGGUUUGGAGUGAACCCACAAAACUAUGUGAAAGUCUUAAAAACCUUUUCAUCUCUUCCAAGAAAAAUCCUUCCAAAAUUAUGUCACGUGAGAUCUGGCUGUAUUCAUUACAUGAACAUUUUUCAUGCUUAAUUCCAUGAUUAAUCCAGCUUAAUUCCAUGACAGAACUGCAAAUGUUUUUAUAGGCAUAGUAGGUAAUAUUUCAAAGUCCAUCCUUUGCAAGGUGUAAAAAAAAAACCAAAGGAAAGAGUGCUGUUUUUUUUUUUUUUGGCUUUGUAUGAUUAGACAUUUCUCAAGGUAAGUCCUGGGACUGUGGAGCUGGAGAGAGCAGGGCCACUAAAGAUGAUUGCGCAUUACCCAAAUGUUGUUCUUGUUGAAUUUUCCUCACCAGGAGCAGUUUGCAGACUUGUCUGAGGCUUUAAUUACUUCCCUAGAAGAAAGGAUUUUUUAGAGUGUUAUGAUUGUCCAUUGUGGUAUUAGUUUAAAUAAUGUGAGGAUCAGUGGCUUGGAAACAGCAGGACUGAAACAUGCACCUCUUUGAGCUGAGAAAUGUGGUGUGCAGUGACACUUGCAGUGCCACUGUACACCACAUAAAAAAGUUUUUUAAUUUUUCCUGGGGAGGUUCUUCUGGGGGACAAAACAUUUCUUCAGAGCCAAGUUUUGGUAAACUUCUGCCAUGAGACAGGCAAUGGUGUUUCACUAGUUGUAGUAAAAUGUGAAGCAGAAUUAAAAGGACUCUGUCUCCAUUUUGCUCAACUUCCAGGUCCAAGAGGCUGCAGACACAUUUUCAGGCUGUGAAAUGCACUGGUUUCUUUAUGAGUGAGGCAUACUGGCACCAAUUUUCACUGCCCAUACAUGUUAACUCAGCGGGAAUUUUCCUCCUGUGGUCUGGAUACAGGACUGGCUUGCAGCAGCAUUCAGGCUCCUGUCCCUGCUCCAGCAGCAGCAGCAGCCUCUGGUUCAAUGCUAAUAAUCCCUUAAUGUCACCAUGACAGUCUCUCUGAGGCAAAGGUCUAAUGUUUCCCAUGGCUUCUUUAUGAUUAAUUCAGCACAAGUAAGAUGAAUUGAGCUCUCAGCAGCUCAUGAGACUGGACCUUCAACAUUAUAGCCAAAAAUGGGUGCAGUUUUCAGCCUGUGUUUGCACAUAUUGAAUGUUAUCUGAUGGCAAGAGCUAUUGCCAUAAAGUUGUCAGUGACUUCACUGACCUUGUAUGGUAUAAUACAUCAUGAAUCUCAGAGAUUUGAACAAUAAAUUCUCAAGAGCCUUUGAAAAUCAAAUACUAUCAAGAAAGAAAUGUCUAUAUUAAUCUGGGUGCCAGCAGAUCCUUCUCAGUUCUAUCUUCACUGCAAAUUCACCUGCUCUGCUAAUAAAGUGGCAGUGAGAGCACUAUUUGCUCUCUAAACAGAGAGAGAGGCACAGCUGUGUGAGCUGUCAGACUUGCACUGCAAUCAGGGACAAAGGCAAUUUAUGGGAUCCAUUUCAAAAUGUGUAAUGCUGAAUUGAUUUCCUUCUGUGAUCAUCAAUGAAAGCAGUAUUUCACUUGCAUAGGAUUUUAAAUUGAAAAAAAUAUGUAUCUCCAUUACAAAAAUGCAAAAUUUACUCAGCCUCUCAGAAGGUUUUGUCUCAAGAAGCAAGAGAAGAUGCCCUAUAUUUAUUCCUGAUAUUAGCUUCCCAUCAAAAAGUCACCUUACCUUUCCUUCUUCCUGGACACUUACUUCUCUCUGAAAGUCUGUGUAUCAAAGAGUCUGAUAGCUUAAAUAAAUUUGAAGAGAAGUUUAGAAGUCCUGAGAUUAAUAAAUUUGAUUAGAAAAUUUACCUUGCUCUUACCUCAAAUUAUGAAGUUACCCAUUUAAUUCUCAUUGGCUGUGCUUUGUGUCAUAAUGCAUGGAAAUACUGAGGAAAUAGCUGGAGGAAGUAUUAAUAUUUUUUUUUUCAAAAAUGCUAUCUCAUGUGAGAAUAAGGAAAGUCUGGGACAAUUUUCUAUGAGGCUACUGAGUCUUGGUGAUUCUUCAAAAUGAGUUUGGAAAACCUCUGUCAGCUGCUUUUCUGAAGGUAGUAGAAGGAAACUAAUUUCACACGGUCUCUUUUCUUUAAAACAAGUGUUGUCUUCUCUGUCAUUCUAUGAUCAUUGACUGAAAUGAAUAGUUUGGGUAAGGUAUGGUUUGUCUGGAGACACAGUUUCCUGUGCUGGAAUCCCGCUGCUGUACAGAGCUCUCUCAGUCUCUUGCCCAAAACCUGGCUCCACAGCUUUCCCUGCAGCUUGAGAUUAAUUUUUCCCAGAGUUUUCUCUGCAAGAAUUCUGGCCAAUGGGCCAUGUCCUGGGGGACAUACAACAGUGAAUAUAAAUAGGCUGACACAUUUUGGGAGGGCUUAAUAAGCAAUAUUUUUAAAGGUAGCUAUCAAAAGAAGUUUCAUUCUGAUUUGGCUCCGAAAAGAUUUCUGUUUUGAUCUCUUGACCAGCCUGUUGGGUUCAAGGUGACCUCUGUUCCUACAAGACAACUCUGCUAUUGGCAUUUAGCCAUCCUCCAUCCUCUCUAGGACUCAACUUUUCACAGCAGAUCUGCCAGUCCCUGAAUUUCUGUCUGUCCAGUAGAAUCUGUCAUUCAAAGAGUGAAAUUAAAAAGUGUAGGGACAUGCUAGACUGUUGAAACUUGUUAUACUGUAGGAACUGAAAUUCCCCUCAUCUGCCUUGAGGUGCCAACACCCCACCUUCCCAGGCAGAUGCGGGCUGUGAGGGAGGCUGUCUGUCUGUCUGUCCACCUGUGUGCUCUCUCCUUUGGUGAUGGGCUGUGCUGCUUUGGGCAGUGGGAUGGGAGAGAUCCUCUUCUGACUCUGUCCUCCCCCAGGGAACUUGAGCCUGGCCAACUCCUCCUCAAAGAUUUCCUCCCUCCAACAUGUCAGAAAUAAAUGUUGUGUUUGCCCUGCAGUCCCCUCAGUGCCCCUCCCGGCCCUGCACUCGCUGCCAGCUCUGCAGGACAGGGACACAGGCUGGGGCUGCCCAGGACCCUUCUGUGCCAGGCCUGACCUUCCCCUGCAGCACAGCCCUGCUGCUGGCAUCUAACACCCCUCCAGGCUUUCCUGGAUUGAAAAUACUGGUGGUGUGUCCAGUAUGGCAUUAGGGCAAGUCUGAUAAGAACAAAAAUGAAAUACAUUCACUGACUGAAAAUCUGAGCUGAAAAAUCUGUCUGACCUGUAUCCUGGGGUGAUGGUUCCUGAUGCCUUUGUGUAAUUUUUUUAUCAGAAAUUACCAUUUCCCACAUGCCAAUUGCUCCUCACUGUGGUUUUUUUUUUAUGUUCUGCAUAAGAUGUAUAAUAUAUUAUUGUCAAAUACAGAUUAUUCCACACAGAA
Molecule: messenger RNA, 5011 nt
Organism: Melospiza melodia melodia
Lineage: Eukaryota; Metazoa; Chordata; Aves; Passeriformes; Passerellidae
Gene: ASB11
Product: ankyrin repeat and SOCS box containing 11
Exons: 9
Coding region: 144-1007 (287 amino acids)
Biological process (GO): positive regulation of protein catabolic process; intracellular signal transduction; protein ubiquitination
Molecular function (GO): protein binding
Source: RefSeq, a predicted model, not a curated record